CACGUGACACAACAAGGAAGUUUGAAUGUAACGUUACAUUAGCGUUAAACCAAAACCAAAGCCAAAUUCUCUUUAAUAACACAUUAGUUGUAAACAUUUUUGCCAAGCUUUGUCUAUCAGCAGUCUACUAGCUGUGCUAUUAAAUACCCAGGUUGGAGUGAGACACAGCAAUGAAUAGGACAUAACGUCAGCAGUCCUCUGUGUCGUUGUUUGUUCGUGCAGAGUUUUGACAUGUUGCUGCUGUUUUCUACUUUGACUGUUCUGUUUCCUGUUGGACAAACAUCGCUACCACUCGUUAUAAAUACAUGGCCAUUCAAGAAUGCAACGGCUGCAGCAUGGAGCGCCCUGCAGUCGGGCGGCUCGGUGUUGGAUGCGGUAGAGAAGGGCUGUGCCCGCUGUGAAAUGGAGCAGUGCGAUGGCAGUGUCGGCUAUGGUGGGAGCCCAGAUGAGACAGAAGAGACCACGCUGGAUGCCAUGAUCAUGAACGGGGAUACAAUGGAGGUGGGUGCAGUUGCAGACCUGAGAAGAAUCAAAAAUGCCAUAGGGGUGGCGAGAGCUGUGAUGGAGCACACUGAACACACACUGCUAGUAGGAGAGUCAGCCUCUGCGUUUGCUGAAAACAUGGGCUUCAUCGCAGAAGACCUGACUACCAACAACUCUGUGAAUAUUUUCUCACAGUGGCUGAAGGGCAACUGCCAACCUAAUUAUCGAAAGAAUGUCUUUCCAGAUCCUUCCAAGUCGUGUGGACCCUACAAGCCCAGUGCGACAGUGAGACAGAACACGAGGGCACAGCUUGUUAAUACGCGCUCCCAUGACACCAUAGGGAUGGUUGUUCUUGAUCAACGUGGUCACCUGGCUGCUGGUACAUCAACCAAUGGACUAACUCACAAGGUUCCUGGGCGCGUUGGGGACUCUCCUAUUGUGGGUGCGGGGGCCUACGCUGACAGCUCGGCUGGGGGUGCUGCUGCUACUGGAGACGGAGACCUCAUGAUGCGCUUUUUGCCGAGCUACUUGGCCGUGGAGCUGAUGAGGGCCGGGGCAGAUCCCUCAGCAGCCUGCAAGACGGCCAUUUCCAGAAUCAAGAGGCAUUACUCAGACUUCUUUGGAGCCAUCAUCUGUGCUAACACAACAGGCCAUUAUGGUGCAGCCUGUAACAAAGUCCCUGGCUUCUCCCAGUUCCACUUCAUGGUGUCAAACUCAGAGUCAGACAAACCCCUCCUCAAAUCUGUGGACUGCUUUUAAACGUUGUAUGAAUCUCUUUGAUUAAAACUCUCCAUGCUGUAUUUUUAUGCUGAUGAUUUUAGUUUCCUUUCAUAAAUACAAAUGUAAUUAAAAAAACUAAAGUUUCUUCCAGAAAAUUUGAAUUUCUGCUUUGAUCGUUUAGAUUCUUUAUUAUGUUUUCUUGUGAAACAUACACACAAUAAUGAGUCAUAAUACAAUAAUUGGUUGGGUAUGAUCUGAACUACAAUUGAUAGAUAUUCUCUGUUAAGAUAUAAUUAGAAAAAUGCAAAUCUGAUAACGUUACCAAGCUAAUGAUGGGAUAUCUUCUAUCUGUAGGCAUUAGAGUUGCAUGCAAAAGUACUGCACUGCUAAAACACAUUAACAACCAGGGAGGAUGGAUAUCCCCGGUCCAUUCUGCGCCCACUGGAAAAAUUCACACUGUUUCCCUUUCUGCAAGCUGCAGGUGUAGAAGUUGCGUCCGUUGUUCGGUCCCAGCUUCAGAACCGUCCUCAUUAAACAGCGCUUCCCGUGCUGACAGGAAGGGAAGUGCGUGUCAGCCCACUGCAACAGAGAAAAAUUCUCUCAGUUGUCAAAUUUGAUUUGAAUAAAUACUUUGAAGCGAUUUGCUUUCCAGGCGACACA
This is a messenger RNA of Eleginops maclovinus (Patagonian blennie), 1863 nucleotides long. RefSeq names its product aspartylglucosaminidase (gene aga). Lineage: Eukaryota; Metazoa; Chordata; Actinopteri; Perciformes; Eleginopidae. The coding region runs from base 232 to 1242 and encodes 336 amino acids. Gene Ontology annotation, molecular function: beta-aspartyl-peptidase activity; N4-(beta-N-acetylglucosaminyl)-L-asparaginase activity; asparaginase activity. Gene Ontology annotation, cellular component: lysosome; cytoplasm. The transcript is spliced from 9 exons. Gene Ontology annotation, biological process: protein deglycosylation. The record is from RefSeq and is a predicted model, not a curated record.